CCGUCGCACUAUAGAGUGCGACAUCGCAAAAAAGUUGACCAAGUUUGAAGAUUUGUAGCGCGCGACGAGCGAUUUACUGCGAUCCUAUCUAUAGAUGCGAUGUCGUUAUAAACAAAGAGGAUCUCUUUGGUUAUAAAUAAACGUGCAACGACAUCGAUCCGAGAGUGAUAUUGUCAUUAAAUUAUAAAAUUGCAAUAAAUGGUAAAUAUGCAAUAAAUGAUGUUAGGUUUCGUAAUCGCGCAUCGCGUUUAUAUGAAUAGGUAGAAAAUCCUAUUCUCGCGAUUCGUCGCAUAUCGCGUGUCGCGUCAUCGCGCUGGUGUUACUGAGACUGAGAGAGAGAGAGAGAGAGAGAGAGAGAGAGAUUGCGGUGGAACGAGUUAAACAGUAUUUAGAUCAUGUGCCGACUGAAAAUACAAUGGGCACUAAUCAACCUUACGCGUGGCCUAGUCAAAGUGUUGUGGAAUUAAAAAAGUUGUUUUGAUGUACAGGAACCAUUUAGUGCCAUCGUUGAAAGAGAUAACAUUCGUUACUCGACCAGCGGAAAAAAUAGACGUCGUUGGUCGCACCGGUGCUGGAAAAAGUUCGUUACUAGCUUCGUUGUUUAGACUGACAGAGAUCAGUUCUGGGAGUAUAUUAAUCGACAACGUGAAUAUUCAAACGUUACAACUGAACACAUUAAGAUCCCGUUUAGCAAUUAUACCUCAGAAUCCGUUUCUUUUCUCGGGUACUAAUCGAGAGAAUGUGGAUCCGUUGGAUCAGUAUACCUAUAUGCACAUAUAUACAAAACCUUCGAGAAAUGUAAAGUGCAUUCUUUAG
Molecule: messenger RNA, 816 nt
Organism: Nylanderia fulva
Lineage: Eukaryota; Metazoa; Arthropoda; Insecta; Hymenoptera; Formicidae
Source: RefSeq, a predicted model, not a curated record